AUGGGAGAUGCUGAAGCAGGCAAGAUCUUCACUCAAAAAUGUGCUCAGUGCCACACAGUGGAAAGAGGUGGAAAACACAAGACUGGUCCAAAUCUCUGGGACUUCUUUGGCGGAAAAAUAGGACAAGCACCAGGAUUUUCUUAUUCUGAUGCAAACAAAAACAAAGGUAUUAUUAUCUGGGGAGAAGAUACUCUGAUGGAAUAUUUGGAGAACCCAAAGAAAUAUAUCCCUGGAACUAAAAAGGUCUUUGCUGAUCUUAAAAAGAAGAGAGAGAGAGAAGAUCUUAUUCAGUAUUUGAAACAGGCAACAUCUUCACGAAAUGCUUUGCAUCCCAGUGCCAAGGCCAUGCCCUUCACCAUGCUGACUAAGCUGGGAUGUCUGGAAUUUCGAACAAAACAGGAGACCCCUAGGCUUCAAGAAAGCAUUAUCAGCCUGCUCCUCUUUGCUGGCAAAUCCCGAGGUAAAUCUGAUGUUAUUCUCAGCCUGCCUAGCUGA
Molecule: messenger RNA, 495 nt
Organism: Cynocephalus volans (Philippine flying lemur)
Lineage: Eukaryota; Metazoa; Chordata; Mammalia; Dermoptera; Cynocephalidae
Product: cytochrome c, testis-specific-like
Exons: 4
Coding region: 1-495 (164 amino acids)
Biological process (GO): mitochondrial electron transport, cytochrome c to oxygen; mitochondrial electron transport, ubiquinol to cytochrome c
Cellular component (GO): mitochondrial intermembrane space
Molecular function (GO): electron transfer activity; heme binding
Source: RefSeq, a predicted model, not a curated record